ACAUCAGGUUGUGCUGUACCUUCUCCAGCUGAGCUCUGUCUCACCAGAGGACCCUGCUGACCAUGAAGCUCAUUCAGAUGCUCAUUCUUUGCCUGGCUCUCUCGCUGAGUCUCGCUUCUCCCUCGCAUCAUAAGGAGGAUCAUGUUCAAAAAGACGAACCUCAAGGACACCAGCAUGAAUUGCACCAUGAUGCUAAACUUGACCGCUGUGGAGGAAUGGAGUUCGAUGCAAUUGCUGUGAACGAGGAGGGAAUCCCUUAUUUCUUCAAAGGCGACCACCUAUUCAAGGGAUUCCAUGGCCAGGCUGAGCUGUCUAAUGAAACUUUCCCUGAGUUGGAUGACCAUCAUCAACUGGGACAUGUGGACGCUGCGUUCCGCAUGCACUCUGAAGACAGCCCAGAACACCAUGACCACCAGUUCUUCUUCCUGGACACCAAGGUCUUCAGCUACUACAAGCACAAGCUGGAGAAGGACUAUCCCAAGGAUAUCUCUGAACUUUUCCCUGGAAUUCCUGACCAUUUGGAUGCUGCAGUGGAGUGUCCCAAACCAGACUGUGCCAAUGACACCAUAAUCUUUUUCAAAGGUGAUGAGAUCUACCACUUCGAUAUGAAGACUAAGAAGGUUGAUGAAAAGGAAUUCAAAAGCAUGCCCAAUUGCACUGGAGCCUUCCGUUACAUGGAACAUUAUUACUGCUUUCAUGGUCAUCAGUUCUCCAAGUUUGACCCAAUUACAGGAGAAGUCCAAGGCAAAUAUCCAAAAGAGACCCGUGAUUACUUCAUGAGAUGCCCACAUUUUGGACAAAAGACCACUGAUGAACACAUUGAGAGAGAACAGUGCAGCCGUGUCCACUUGGAUGCUAUUACAUCUGAUGAUGAUGGCAGCAUAUAUGCUUUCCGAGGGUACCACUUCCUCAGCAUAACUGGUGAUAAGUUUCAUUCAGACACAAUUGAGAGUGCUUUCAAAGAGUUGCAUAGUGAAGUGGAUGCAGUCUUCUCUUAUGAAGGCCAUCUCUACAUGAUCAAGGACAAUGAGGUGUUUGUGUACAAAGUUGGAGAGCCACACACACACCUGGAAGGUUACCCCAAACCCCUGAAGGAGGUCCUUGGAAUUGAGGGUCCUGUAGAUGCUGCCUUUGUGUGUGCAGACCAUCACAUUGCUCAUAUCGUCAAAGGUCAAACAGUUUAUGAUGUUGACUUGAAAGCCACCCCACGCGUGCCUGUGAAGGAGGGAUCCAUAGCACACUUAAAAAAGAUUGAUGCGGCAAUGUGUGGACCCAAGGGCGUGACAGCUGUGAUCGGUAACCAUUACUACCAAUUUGGGAGUCCCAUGAUUAUGAAGAUGGCCAAAAUAAUGCCUGAACAGCACAGGGUGUCUCAGGGGCUUUUUGGCUGUGACCACUAGAGGGAGGCAUACAGAGAAGAAGAGGAGUGACCUAGACUGUACAGACUGUGUCUCUUAAAAUAGCCACAGUAACUGCACUGACUAGGAUUUUUAAGCAGUAACAUAUCCACUUUUCUCUAACUUUUGUCAAACCUGAUCUCAAAAGAAAAUUCCUACCUCUGAA
Messenger RNA from Carassius auratus (goldfish), 1563 nucleotides. RefSeq names its product hemopexin-like. Gene Ontology annotation, biological process: heme transport; intracellular iron ion homeostasis. Bases 63 to 1400 code for a protein of 445 amino acids. Gene Ontology annotation, molecular function: heme transmembrane transporter activity. The record is from RefSeq and is a predicted model, not a curated record. The transcript is spliced from 10 exons. Lineage: Eukaryota; Metazoa; Chordata; Actinopteri; Cypriniformes; Cyprinidae.